AUGAUAUCAAAAAGCCAGAACAACGGCCGAUGCCUCUGCUUUCGGGUACAUGGCGUUUGCGUGUUGGUGGCUAGUUCUGAGGUCGCCUAUCUCCAGUGCGAAGGGAAGAGAGGGGAUAAUGAUGAAGAUGGGAAGAAGAAGAAGAAGAAGAAGAAGAAGAAGAGAACGAGGAGGAGGAAGAUAGACGCUGGCAGCAUCUUUAUACCCUUCUACGUUGUCGUUUUCAUGCCUCUACGGAAGGUGCAAGCAAAACACGGAGACUUCUACGGUUUCACUGCUAGAGAUGACUAUCCUACCCUAUGUCUCUACUCUAUGUCUGGCCUACGUCUUUCAACGUCUAUCAAACACCCAUCUACGCUCGCUCUACAGUCUCACAAUGCCAAGCCGGCUGUUCGUCCGAACGGAGGAACCCGGACACAGCGGGAGAACGCGGAAAACACAGCCGAGGAUGCUUAUGAUCUGGCAGUUGCCGCAGCGUUUUUGCGUUCCAAACUCUUCCUUUUUCCUGUCCUCCACAGCCAGCCAGCCAGCCAGCCAGCGACAACCCACACCAGACGACGAACCGUCAGCAGCAUAGAGCAGCGUGCCCAGGACAGCAGCGCCAUGGCCGAAUUCAACGGGCGUCGUGCGCCCAACUUCUCGCAGUAUCUCAAUGAGCUGAACACCUUGCCCUCGCCCUUCGAGCAGACAGCACAGCCAGAAGAUCUGGGGUUCGAUGUCGACGCCGAACUCGCUCUGUUCACGAACGCAGAGUUCCUCGACUUUGACCCCGCUGGAAAUGUUGGCGGCAUAGACGAACAGCAGCCUGUCUCUUCAGGAACCGUGAGCCCUGCAAACGGACGGCAGGAUAUGAACUACGUGGGGAUUCUGAAUGAUAUACCUAUGAUGGCCUCUGGCUCAUGCUUACUCGACAUGUAUCUGGUCAACGCAGAUUUCAACAUUUCCAACUUUCCUUAUUUCCAGCCCCAGCAGCCGACGGCCCCAGUCCAGUCAACUACGUAUCCAUCAGCUCAGCCUCUCCCUGCCAACACAUCUCUCCCUCAGUCUACUUCAAUCUAUCAACCGCAGCAGCAGCAGCAGCAGCAGCAACCACAGCAGCAGCACCAACAUCUCCCGUCACAACCACAGCUACAAGCACCACCACAGCCGGCAGUAACUCAAUCACAGCCCGCCACUGUUUCAUCCAAAAGGAAGUCUGAUGCCACCACUACUUCAGAGGCGGACCGUCUAGCCCAGGAAGAAGACAAACGCCGGCGCAACACCGCUGCCAGCGCCCGUUUCCGCAUCAAGAAAAAGGAACGUGAGAAGAACUUGGAAAAGACCGUAAAGGAUGUGACGAGCAAGAACUCAGCCCUUGAGUCCCGCGUCAGCCAGCUAGAGAUGGAGAACCGAUGGCUCAGGAACCUCAUCGUCGAAAAGAACGGAUCUGCCAUCAGUGAGGGGGAUCUCUCUGGCAUGUUCCAUAAAUACCAAGAGGCCACCGGACAGCAUCAGAACCAAAAGCAAGCUUCGACGGCAAGUCCCAGCUCAGAACUCAAGUCUUCUCCUUGA
Messenger RNA from Trichophyton benhamiae CBS 112371, 1551 nucleotides. Its product is annotated as bZIP transcription factor, putative. Gene Ontology annotation, cellular component: nucleus. Gene Ontology annotation, molecular function: DNA-binding transcription activator activity, RNA polymerase II-specific; RNA polymerase II transcription regulatory region sequence-specific DNA binding. The transcript has 6 exons. The record is from RefSeq and is a predicted model, not a curated record. Gene Ontology annotation, biological process: regulation of transcription by RNA polymerase II. Lineage: Eukaryota; Fungi; Ascomycota; Eurotiomycetes; Onygenales; Arthrodermataceae. The coding region runs from base 1 to 1551 and encodes 516 amino acids.